Molossus molossus (Pallas's mastiff bat) is the source of this 5120-nucleotide messenger RNA. RefSeq names its product adenylate cyclase 10 (gene ADCY10). Gene Ontology annotation, cellular component: cytoplasm. Gene Ontology annotation, molecular function: protein binding; adenylate cyclase activity. Gene Ontology annotation, biological process: cyclic nucleotide biosynthetic process; intracellular signal transduction. The record is from RefSeq and is a predicted model, not a curated record. The transcript has 34 exons. NCBI's taxonomy places the organism in Eukaryota, Metazoa, Chordata, Mammalia, Chiroptera, Molossidae. The coding region runs from base 294 to 5120 and encodes 1608 amino acids.
CCAGCUAGAAGCUCAAAACAGGGUUUCAGCUGGUAGAAAACAUGCCAUCCUCUUGAAACAUUUCGCCAGUGUCACACUGGGUAAGAAACUCAGCCAGUGCCACACGGGAUUGCAAGUCCUCCUGGCGGCACUGUGGUUAGAAGUCUGCACUUGACCGCUCAGAAAGGAAUAAUGUCACCCAGGCCCCUUUCCUGUUUUCUCCACUCCUGAAGCUAGUCCCUGAUCUAGGCUCUGGCCUUCCCCAGCCUAGGAGGAGGACGAGUCCCCUAGAAACCCGCACGUUUGCCUGAAACAUGAACUCUCAGAAGGAAGAGCUGCAGGACCGGGCCAUCGUCAGAAUAGCAGCUCACCUACCGGACCUCAUCGUCUACGGGGACAUCUGCCCAGAGCGGCCCUCCGUGGAUUAUUUUGACGGAGUCCUGAUGUUUGUGGACAUUUCAGGCUUUACCGCGAUGACCGAGAAGUUCAGCACCGCCAUGUACAUGGACCGAGGGGCUGAGCAGCUGGUGGAGAUCCUCAACCACUACAUAAGCGCAAUAGUGGAGAAGGUGUUGAUUUUUGGAGGAGACAUCUUAAAAUUCGCAGGUGACGCGCUUCUAGCCCUGUGGAAGGUGGAGCGAAAGCAACUGAAGAACAUGAUCACAGUGGUCGUCAAGUGCAGCCUGGAGAUCCACGAGCUGUUCGGGGCCCAGGAGUCAGAAGGCCUGGAUGUCCGAGUCAAGAUAGGACUGGCUGCCGGCCACAUCUCCAUGCUGGUCUUCGGAGACGAAACCCGCAACUUCUUCCUGGUGAUCGGCCAGACGGUGAACGACGUGCGCCUGGCACAGAACAUGGCGCACAUGAACGACGUCAUCCUGUCCCCCAACUGCUGGCAGCUGUGCGACCGCAGCAUGAUAGAGAUCGAGAGGAUCCCGGACCAGAGAGCUGUCAAGGUUAAUUUCUUAAAACUACCCCCUACGUUUAACUUUGAUGAAUUUUUCACAAAGUGUAUGACCUUCAUGGAUUAUUAUCCCUCUGGAGACAACAAAAACCUCCUGAGGCUAGCCUGCAUGCUGGAGUCCGACCCUCACCUGGAGAUGUCCCUGCAGAAGUACGUGAUGGAAAGCAUAUCAAAACAGAUUGACGACAAACAGCUUCGGGGUUAUUUGUCCGAGCUCCGUCCAGUGACCAUUGUGUUUGUGAACCUGGUGUUUAAGGACCAAGACAAAGUCGAGGUCAUAAGCUCGGCCAUCCAAGAUGCCUCUGUGCAUAUCAGUUCCGUCCUGCGUGACCUGCGUGGCCAGAUCAAUAAAGUCUUCAUGUUCGACAAGGGCUGCUCCUUCCUCUGCGUCUUUGGCUUCCCUGGGGAAAAGGCCCCCGAUGAGGUCACGCAUGCCUUGGAGAGUGCUGUGGGCAUAUUUGACUUCUGCUCUCAGGUCCACAAAAUCCAUACCGUUUCCAUCGGCGUGGCCAGCGGGACUGUCUUCUGUGGGAUCGUCGGACACUCUGUGAGGCACGAGUACACAGUCAUUGGUCAGAAAGUCAACAUAGCCGCCAGAAUGAUGAUGUGCUACCCGGGCAUCGUGACCUGCGACUCCGUUACCUACAACAGCAGCAACCUGCCGGCCUACUUCUUCAAAGAGCUCCCAAAGAGAGCCAUGAAGGGGGUCGCGGAUUCCGGGCCCGUCUACCAGUGCCUGGGCCUCAACGAGAAAGUCAUGUUUGGCAUGGCCUACCUCAUCUGCAACAGGAGCGAGGCUUACCCUCUGUUGGGCCGUGAGAAGGAGCUGAAGUACUUCCAGUCCACCAUGAAGGAAUUCCUGACGUCCAACUGCAGCCGGAUCCUCAUGUACGAAGGAUCGUCGGGGUACGGCAAGAGCCAGCUACUCAUGGAAAUUGAGUACCUGUCCCAAGGUGAAAACCACAGGACUAUUGCUAUCGCCUUGACCAAGAUCGGCUUCCAUCAGAACUUUUACACCAUCCAGAUCCUCAUGGCCAACGUCUUGGGUCUGGACACUUGCAAACACUACAAAGAACGGCAGGCCAACAUCCAGAACAGAGUGACGACGAUGCUGGACGAGAGGUUCUACUGCAUCUUCAAUGACAUCUUCCACGUCCAGUUCCCGAUUUCACGAGAGGUGUCCAAGAUGAGCAGCCGCAGAAAGCAAAAGCAGUUGGAGGCGCUGUUUAUGAAGAUCUUGGAGAAAACAGUGAAACAGGAAAGGAUCAUUUUCAUCAUCGAUGAAGGCCAGUUUGUAGAUUCGGCCUCCUGGGCCUUCCUGGAGAAGCUGAUCCGGACCGUCCCUGUCUUCCUCAUCAUGUCCCUGUCUCCGUUCGUGGAGACGCCCUGUGAAGCUGCCAAUUCCAUCAUCAAGAACAGGAAUACCACCUAUGUCACCCUCGGCGCCGUGCAGCCCAGCGACAUCCGCAACAAGGUCUGCCUGGACCUCAACGUCAAGGGCAUCCCCAAGGAACUGGACUUGUACCUGAUGGAAGGAAGCUGUGGGAUCCCAUUUUACUGCGAAGAGUUGCUGAAAAAUCUCGAACAGCACAGGGUACUUGUUUUCCAGUCAAUGGAGUCCGAGGAAAAAGCCAAUGUGACUUGGAAUAACCUGUUCAAGUCUGUGGCUAAGCCAACAGAGGACUUGAAAUCAUUCACUCUCGACAGCGAAGAGGGAAACGACGAAGUCUGCAAACUUGCCAGCGGUGUGAGACUGAAAAACCUGUCACCGCCGGCCACGCUGAAAGAGAUCUCCCUGGUGCAGCUGGACAGCAUGAGCCUCUCCCACCAGAUGCUGGUGAGGUGCGCGGCCAUCACCGGCCUGACCUUCACGACAGAGCUGCUGUUCGAGAUCCUCCCGUGUUGGAACAUGAAGAUGAUGAUCAAGGCUCUGGCGACGCUGGUGCAAUCCAACAUCUUCGACUGCUUCCGGAACGGCAAGGAGCUGCGGGUGGCCCUCAAGCAGAACUCGUCCUCGUUUGAGGUGAAUUAUCGCUCCCUGUCUCUGAAGCCCAUGGAAGGACACGGUGAGGAGGACGAGAAGCUUCGCGAGCUGGAGAGCGAGGUCAUCGAGUGCCACAUCAUCCGGUUCUGCAGGCCGAUGAUGCAGAAAACCGCCUAUGAGCUGUGGCUGAAGGACCAGAAGGUGACCAUGCACCUGAAGUGUGCCCGCUUCCUAGAGGAAAAUGCCCACCGGUGUGACCAGUGCUACGGCAGGGAGUUCAUCCCCUACCACCACUUCACCAUGGACAUUCGGCUCAACUCCCUGGACAUGGACUCCAUCCGGAGGAUGGCCAAAUCCCAGGGAUUUAAGACCGAAGAAGAGAUCAACUUUUCCAGAAUAGAGAUUACAAGGAAGCAUGAGAUAUUUUCGGAAGAUCUCAGUCCCGAGGAAAUCCGCGAAAAGAUCUUGAGUUUCUUUGACAUCAUCGUGACAAAGAUGAGCCCGUCGCAGGAAGACAUCGUCCCGUUGGAAACCUGUCAGUGUGAGGAGGUCCUGGAGCUGGUCCUCAUGCCGCUGGCCUACCACUUCCUGGCUCUGGGCGAAAACAGCAAAGCCCUGUACUACUUCCUGGAGACGGCGUCCGCCUACCUCAAGCUGGAGGACAACUACAUGGCAUACACAUAUUUGAAUGAGGGAGAGAGGCUGCUGAAAACCCUUAAGAAGAAAAAGUCUUGGAGUCAUACUUUUGAGCUUGCCACCUUCUGUAGCCUCAAAGGCCAGGUGUGUUUCAACAUGGGCCAGAUGAUGCUCGCCAAGAAAAUGCUGAGGAAGGCCCUGAGGCUCCUCAACCGAAUUUUCCCUUACAACUUUGUAUCCAUGAUUUUCUAUACCCAUGUCGAGAAGAACAGACAUCUUUACUACACGGGUCUGCAGGCCCAAGAGUGCUCACCCCCAGGGAACAAGCGGCUGGCGGAGCUGUACCAGCAGGCCAUCUGCCUGUCCUUCCUGUGGAAGAUCUACAGGCUCAACUACUUCUUCCACUACAAGUACUACGCCCAUCUGGCAGCCCUCAUGGGGCUGACCACCGCCCUGGAGAUGCAAGACGACUUCCAGAUCAUUAAGGCCUACCUGGACUACGCACUGCACCAGCAGCUGGCUGGCUACGAGGGCUUGUGGUUAAAGCACGAGAUCAUGGCCAUGGAGCAGAUCUUCAACCUCCCGCUGAAGGGCAGGGGCGUGGAAACCGUGGCGUACGUGGCCGACACGCUGGGCUGCAACAAGUUCCUGAUGGGUCACCUGGACUUGGCCAUCGACCUGGGCUCCCGUGCCCAGAAGAUGUGGUCACUGCUCCGGAACCCCUACAAACAAUCGAGGGUCCUCCGCUGGCUCAGCAGAUGUCUCUACAUGAAAAACAGGUACAAGCAGCUGGUCCAGGUGCUGGGCUUUCUGUGGGACAUCUCCGUAGCAGAAGGCCACAUCUUCAGCAGGGCAUUCUUCUACUUCAUCUGCCUGGACCUCAUGCUGUAUUCUGGCUUCGUGUACAGGCCCUUCAGCGAGUGCAUGGAGUUCAUCCAGGAGAGCCAGGACAACAGGAUCCUCAAGUUCCAGAGCGGCAUCCUCCUGGGGCUCUACUCCUGCGUGGCCAUCUGGUAUGCCAGACUCCAGGAGUGGGGCGACUUCCAGAUAUUCUUCAAUAAAACUAAACAUCUAGUGCCGAGGAGGACGCCCACCACCCUCUACUACCAAGGGAUAUGCAGGUACAUGGAGGCCCAGGUUCUGCACUUGCAGAAGCAAAUCGAAGAACAGUCUGAGAACGCUCAGGACAGGGGCGUGGAGCUGCUCAAGAACCUGGAGACCCUGGUGUCUGAGCACAACAUAAGCCUGGUCAUGUCCCCGAGGCUGUACCACCUCAUGGCCUACGUGUGCAUCCUCAUGGGCGACGGGCAGAACUGCGACCUCUUCCUGAACACGGCCCUGCAGCUGGCGGAGGCCCAGGGCAACCUGCUGGAGCUGGGCUGGCUGAGCAUGAACAGAGAACGGUGGUACUCCAGCUCCCAGAUAACCGAGGACACGUGGGCGCAGACGCUCCAGAAACUCCCGCCGUGGGAAAAGGUGGUGUCCGGCAAGGUGAACGCGCAGGAUAUUCAGAAAAACAAGUUCCUCAUGAGGGUGAACAUCCUGGACAACCCUUUCUAG